Molecule: messenger RNA, 1086 nt
Organism: Cercopithifilaria johnstoni
Lineage: Eukaryota; Metazoa; Nematoda; Chromadorea; Rhabditida; Onchocercidae
Source: the annotation of a GenBank genome assembly
AUGUUGCCUAAUUUUCAUGAUCGUAAGAGAUCGUUAUCGUUGAAAGAUUUCCCUAAAGAAGGUUCUAGCUUUCAAGGCAAAAUUGCUAAAUAUCAGGUAAUCAAACUUCUUGGUAAAGGUGGAUUUGGUGCUGUCUUUCAAGUGCAAUCAUCGAUUGAUAACAAAAUGUAUGCUGCCAAAUUAGAAUCUUACAAUCAUUCACGCAAGGCUCUUCUAAUGGAUUGUCUUGUCCUACGAGGAGCUGAAAUGCUGAAGAGUUCACAUUUUUGUAAAAUUCAUGAACUUGGCAAAGUGGAAGGAAAAUUUCGUUUCAUUAUUAUUACAAUGUUGGGUCCAAGUUUACAUACAUUACGAAUAUCACAAAAUAAAAAAUGUUUCUCACUUGGAACAGCAUUACGAUUCGCUCAACAAACUCUGGAAGCUUUACAGGAUAUGCAUUCUAUUGGAUUUCUUCAUCGCGACGUUAAACCAUCAAAUUUUGGAGUUGGUCGUCCGGAAACAAAUGAUUUUCAUAUUGUUUAUAUUUUCGAUUUUGGUCUUGCUCGACAGUUUGCUACACGAAAUAAAGAUUGCCGUUUGCCACGCAAAUUUGUACCAUUCCGUGGUACUCCACGAUAUGCAUCAUUAAACAGUCACAAAAAACUGGAACAAUCACCAAAAGAUGAUAUAGAAUCUUGGUUCUAUAUGGUCAUUGAGUGGACAGUAGGCGCUUUACCUUGGAGGAAUUUCAAAAAUGAGGAACGUGAUAAGAUUAUGUUACUGAAAGAGAAAAGUCGAGAAUCAAUUGGAGUAAAUUUACUUUUGGAAGGUUGCCCGAUGCCGCAUUAUCGAAUAAUCAUGCAAUAUAUCGAUGGUUUACAAUAUACUAAUAUUCCGGAUUAUGGAUAUAUUUAUUUCUUACUCAAACAUAUUGCUAAGAAAAACCGAAUACCUCCUGAUGAACCGUUGGAUUACGAUCUGGAACAUCCAUAUGCCGGUACCGAAACGCCACCAUCAUGUUUACCGUACGGUGUACUCAUAUCGCCCAUUCAACCGAAAAACAUCAUUGAGAUCCCAGCAAAAAAUGAUCCUAUUUAUGAGUCAUGA